Euleptes europaea (tarantolino) is the source of this 4047-nucleotide messenger RNA. RefSeq names its product insulin receptor (gene INSR). NCBI's taxonomy places the organism in Eukaryota, Metazoa, Chordata, Lepidosauria, Squamata, Sphaerodactylidae. Gene Ontology annotation, cellular component: membrane; axon; insulin receptor complex. Gene Ontology annotation, biological process: cell surface receptor protein tyrosine kinase signaling pathway; positive regulation of kinase activity; protein autophosphorylation. The transcript has 21 exons. Bases 1 to 4047 code for a protein of 1348 amino acids. Gene Ontology annotation, molecular function: insulin receptor activity; insulin receptor substrate binding; ATP binding. The record is from RefSeq and is a predicted model, not a curated record.
AUGGGCCUCCUGCCGUGGCGGUGGUCGUGGCCGGCGCUGGCCCUGGCCCUGGCCUGGGCCCUGGCCGGACUGGGCGCCUGGAGCCGGGCCGAAGUUUGUGACAGCAUCGACAUCCGGAACAACAUAACCAAGUUCAGCUUGCUGGAGAACUGUACCGUGAUCGAGGGUCACUUGCAGAUCUUGCUCAUGUUCAAAACCAAGGCCUCCGACUUCCGGGACCUCAGCUUUCCCAAACUGACCAUGAUCACGGACUACUUGCUGCUUUUCCGGGUCUACGGCCUGGAGAGCCUAAAGAAGCUUUUCCCCAACCUGACCGUCAUCCGCGGGACUCACCUCUUCUUCAACUACGCCUUGGUCAUCUUUGAGAUGGUUCACUUGAAGGAGAUCGGCCUCUAUAGCCUGAUGAACGUCACCCGCGGGGCCGUGAGGAUCGAGAAGAACGACGAGCUCUGUUACCUGUCCACCAUCGACUGGUCUCGGAUUCUGGACUCUGCGGAAGACAACUACAUCAAGUCGAACAAGGACGGCAAGGAGGAGUGCGGAGACGUCUGCCCCGGAGUGGUACAAGGGAAAAGCAGCUGCCCGCCUACCGUCAUCAACGGCAUUUUCAUUGAGCGCUGUUGGACCUACGAGCACUGCCAGAGAGUGUGUCCCACGGCGUGCAAGUCACAGGGCUGCAACCUGGAGGGCCGCUGCUGCCACGCUGAGUGCCUGGGCAACUGCCUGGAGCCCAACGACCCAGGGAAGUGCGUUGCUUGCCGGAACUUCUAUCUGGAGGGCCAGUGCGUGGAGGCAUGCCCACCGGGCUACUACCGCUACAAAGGCUGGCGUUGCGUGACGUUUGACUUCUGCCAGGACCUGCACAACAAGUGCAAGAUCGCCCGGCAGUCCGGCUGCCCUGUCAUCCACGAGGGCGAGUGCGUUCCCGAUUGCCCCUCGGGGUACACCAUCAACUCUAGCAACCUCCACUGCACCCCUUGCGCAGGGCUCUGCCCCAAAGUGUGUGACUUCAGCAGCCUGAAGACAAUCGACUCUCUGACGGCGGCGCAGGAGCUGCGAGGCUGCACGGUGGUGAACGGCAGCCUGAACAUCGUCAUCCGCGGAGGAAGCAAUAUCGCAGCAGAGCUGGAAUCCAGUCUUGGCUUGAUAGAAGAGAUCACCGGCUACUUGAAGAUCCGUCGUUCCUUUGCUCUGGUCUCCCUCUCCUUUUUCCGCAAACUCCAUCUGAUUAGAGGGCAGACUUUAGAAACUGGGAACUACUCCUUCUAUGCCUUGGACAACCAGAAUCUCCGCCGGCUCUGGGACUGGAACAAGCACAACCUCACCAUCGCCCGGGGGAAGCUCUUCUUCCACUACAACCCCAAGCUGUGCCUCUCGGAGAUCCACAAGAUGGAGGAAAUCUCGGGGGCCAAGGGGCGCCAGGAGCGGAACGACAUCGCUGACAAGACCAACGGCGACCAGGCUUCUUGUGAGGAAGACGUGCUGAAGUUCUCCUUCAUAAAAACAGACAGUGACAAGAUUGUACUGAAAUGGGAGCCCUACUGGCCUCAGGACUACCGCGAUCUCCUUGGCUUCAUGCUCUUCUAUAAGGAAGCCCCCUUCCGGAACGUGACAGAGUUUGACGGCCAGGACGUCUGUGGCUCCAACAGCUGGACGGUGGUGGACGUCGACCCUCCCCCGCGAACGGUCCAGCCGGGGUGGCUGCUGCGGAAUCUGAAGCCCUGGACCCAGUACGCCAUCUUUGUGAAGACACUGGUCGCCUACUCGGACGAGCGCAAGAUCUACGGGGCCAAAAGCAAGAUCAUCUACAUCCAGACGAACGCCUCCAUGCCUUCUGUCCCACUUGACCCCUACACCAGUUCCAAUUCCUCAUCCCAGAUCUCCGUCAGGUGGAAGCCGCCUCUCGAGCCCAAUGGGAACAUCACGCACUACAAGGUCUCCUGGGAGCAGCAAGCGGAGGACAGUGAGCUCUACGAACUGGACUACUGCUUGAAGGGCUUGAAGCUGCCCUCCCGGACGUGGUCUCCCCCACCAGAGUCUGAAGACGUCCAGAAGAACAACCAGAGCAAGAACGAGGAGUUCAGCAGUCAGUGCUGCAAAUGCCCCAAAACCGACUCUCAGAUCCAGAGGGAGGUGGAGGAGACGGCCUUCCGGAAGACCUUCGAGAACUACCUGCACAACGAAGUCUUUGUUUCCAGGCCGACCAGGAAGCGGAGAGAUCUCGGCAGCGUGGCCAAUAGCACCGUGCUGGCCCCAACCCUCCUUCCCGCGGUGAACGCUUCUGUGGCUGCCCCCGGAGGCUCCCAGGAGUCGCAGCCCUUUGAGACAGAGGUCUCGAAGGAGCUGUUGGUGAUCUCGAACCUGCGGCACUUCACAGGCUACCGGAUUGAGAUCCAGGCCUGUAACCGCGAGGCCCCCAAAGAAUGCAGCGCGGCGGUGUAUGUCAGCGCCAGGACCGUGCCCGGAGCCAAAGCAGAUGACAUCAUGGGGCCCGUGAGCCAUGAGCUGGUGGACAAGAGCAGCGUCCUGCUGAGGUGGCAGGAGCCCCGGGAACCCAACGGCCUGAUCCUGCUGUAUGAAGUGAACUAUGGGCACCCAGGGGAUUCAGAGCAUCACCACUGCAUCUCUCGGAAGCAUUUCACCAGAGACCAGGGCUGCAAGCUGCGGGGGCUGCAACCCGGGAACUACAGCGUGCGCGUCCGGGCCACCUCGCUGGCCGGCAACGGAUCCUGGACGGAGCCAACCUACUUCUACGUCUCUGAUUAUAUGAACACUCCGACCAACCUCGUGGGGGUGAUCGUUCCUGUCAUCUUCACUUUCUUCUUCAUCGGCAUCAUCGGAGGAGCCUACAUCUUUGUCAAAAAGAGGCAAACAGAAGGACCAACGGGGCCGCUCUACGCAUCCUCCAAUCCAGAGUACCUCAGUGCCAGUGAUGUUUAUGUCCCCGAUGAGUGGGAAGUCCCCCGGGAGAAGAUCUCCCUCCUGCGGGAGCUGGGCCAGGGCUCCUUCGGCAUGGUGUACCAGGGGAUCGCCAAGGACAUUGUCAAGGGCGAGGCGGAGACCCGGGUUGCCGUGAAGACGGUGAAUGAGUCGGCCAGCCUGCGGGAGCGGAUCGAGUUCUUGAACGAGGCUUCGGUGAUGAAGGGCUUCAGAUGCCACCAUGUGGUUUGCCUCCUGGGGGUGGUUUCCAAAGGGCAGCCCACCCUCGUCGUCAUGGAGCUCAUGGCCCAUGGGGACCUGAAGAGCUACUUGAGAUCCUUGCGCCUGGAUGCUGAGAACAAUCCCGGCCGCCCACCGCCUACUCUUCGGGAGAUGAUCCAGAUGGCUGCAGAGAUUGCCGACGGCAUGGCUUACCUGAAUGCCAAGAAAUUUGUCCACCGGGACCUGGCAGCCCGGAACUGCAUGGUAGCGGAAGACUUCACAGUGAAGAUUGGAGACUUUGGCAUGACCAGGGACAUCUACGAGACCGACUACUACCGCAAAGGAGGGAAGGGCCUCCUGCCCGUGCGGUGGAUGGCACCUGAGUCCCUGAAGGACGGGGUCUUCACAGCCCAUUCUGACGUGUGGUCCUUUGGGGUUGUCCUCUGGGAGAUCAGCAGCUUGGCGGAGCAGCCUUACCAGGGGCUCUCCAACGAGCAAGUCCUGAAGUUCGUCAUGGACGGAGGAUGCCUAGAGAGGCCGGAAAACUGUGCGGAGCGGCUCCACAGCCUCAUGCAGAUGUGCUGGCAGUACAACCCCAAGAUGCGUCCCUCCUUCAUCGAGAUCAUUGAGAUGCUGAAGGAGGACCUCCACCCAGCCUUUCAGGAGGUCUCCUUUUUCUACAGCGUGGAGAACAAGCCCCCCGAGACGGAGGAGUUCGAGAUGGACUUUGAGAACAUGGAGAGCAUUCCCCUUGACCCUGCCUCCUACACACAGCAGGGCGAGGCCUUGGGGCGGGACGGCAGGCCCUCCGUGGGGCUUAAGGGCAACUACGAGGAACACAUACCGUACACUCACAUGAACGGGGGCAAGAAGAACGGCCGCAUCCUCCGCUCCAGCCCUUCCUAA